AACUUAAAAGAGUGGUUGGUACUGGUGUGGCCCUGUGCAUUCUUACUGGAACUCCUGUGGCUCAAGCUGUUUGUGGUCUAACGCCUAAGAACCGUAGCUUCAAUAGAGAUCUUAAGCCUGUGAGUUACACAGAACUGGGCUCAGUUUCUUCGAAUGGUUACCGCAGCUUAAUUUACCACCCCCCAAUUUCUGCAGAAAACAAGAUUUUAUUUGAUGAGAUGAGUGUGUCAGUGAAUAUCAGUUCCAUCUGAUGAGCAGGUCCUCCAAGGAUGGAUUUGCAAGUGUCAAGUUCAACCUAUACUUAUGACAUAGAUUAUGGUAUGUCAGAACCAUGCCAAAAAAUCAAUGUGAAACAAAGUGCAGCCCAGCUCCUGCCCCCACUCUACUCCCUGGUAUUCAUCUUUGGCUUUGUGGGCAACAUAUUGGUCGUCCUCAUCCUGAUAAGCUGCAAAAAGCUGAAGAGCAUGACGGACAUCUACCUGCUCAACCUGGCCAUCUCAGACCUGCUCUUCCUGCUCACUCUCCCAUUCUGGGCUCACUAUGCUGCGAACGAGUGGAUCUUCGGGGACGUCAUGUGCAAGUUAUUCACGGGGCUCUAUCACAUCGGUUAUUUUGGUGGAAUCUUCUUCAUCAUCCUCCUGACGGUUGAUAGGUACUUAGCUAUUGUCCAUGCUGUGUUUGCUCUCAAAGCCAGGACAGUUACCUUUGGGGUGUUGACAAGUGGAAUCACUUGGGUGGUGGCUGUGCUCGCCUCUCUCCCAGGAAUCAUCUUUACCAGAUCUCAAAAGGAAGAUUUCCACUAUACAUGCAGUCCUCAUUUUCCCAACAGUCAAUAUCAUUUCUGGAAGAGUUUCCAGACAUUAAAGAUGGUCCUCUUGAGCCUGGUCCUGCCCCUGCUGGUCAUGGUCAUCUGCUACUCGGGAAUCCUCCACACCCUGCUUCAUUGUAGGAAUGAGAAAAAGAGGCACAGGGCCGUGAGACUCAUCUUUGCCAUCAUGAUUGUCUAUUUCCUUUUCUGGACUCCCUACAACAUUGUCCUCCUCUUGACCACCUUCCAGGAGGCCUUUGGCUUGAAUAAUUGCAAUAGCUCUAGUAGACUGGACCAGGCCAUGCAGGUGACAGAGACUCUUGGGAUGACGCACUGCUGCAUCAACCCUAUCAUCUAUGCCUUUGUUGGAGAGAAGUUCCGGAGUUAUCUCUCUGUGUUCUUCCAAAAAUACAUAGCCAAACACCUCUGCAAACAGUGCCCCAUCUUCCAGCAAGACAAUCUUGAGCGUGUAAGCUCAGUCUAUACCCGAUCCUCUGGGGAGCUGGAAGUUUCCGCUGGGUUAUGACCUGGACAGAGUUGUGCGCAUCACUUAGCUAUUCUACAUAGCCUGGGGGUGGGAACGGUUCUUUUAAUAAAGAAGCUACAGUUAGAGAGGGCCCAAGAUCCAUCCAUGUAUUUGACAUCUGUUUUACAUUAUUUAGAUUGUUUUUUUUUAAGUCUACCAGUUCUAGAGAGUGGAAUCAAAGUGUUGAUAAGAGAGCAGCCCCUGGUCUCCUUUUCCCUUACUUCCAGUUAUUGGAAAAUUCUUCUUUUGUCACAAAAGUUCACUGUGAAAAGAUCCUCAGAAUUCCGGAUUCUUGAGCUUCAUUAUCUGAAUAGAAACAACACGAAUGAUGAAGUAUAUAUUGUAUAGUUUCUUCCCUGUACAAGGUAACAUUCAGGCUGUAAAUAUACUUAAAAUAGGACUUUGUCUUGCCUUGAGAGAAGAAUAUGACUAGUUAGGAAAUGGCUUGCUAAGAUAUGGCUAAUAAGUUCCAUAGACUUGCAGGACCAGGCGAGUGCUCUGUGGCUUGGGAGGGCUGGGCUUGUCUUUCUGAAAAGGUAUUUGAGUUGGAUCAUCUUUGGUGGAAGAGAGGGGAGUCAUACUCUGAGUGUCAUGAUUUCAUGAUCACAGCUUGGUUGGGAGAAGACCUGAGAUUAGUUUGGAAGACUGCAGGGAUGAAGAUCAAGGAAGGUCAUGAAGUACCAUGUUAGCAUUGCUCCUUCAAAACCAUAAGCAGACUGAGGAGCACCUGGCCAGGGUGUGGAAAGCUUAUUUCAUGGCUAAUCAUGCACUGGGAAUGGUGAGAAUUUAGGGCAAGGGGACAAACAGCAAUAGGUCAGGGUGAGAAUGGCCAUAAGGUCAGGGUGAGGAUGGCCAUGAGGUCAGAGUGAGGAUGGCCAUAAGGUCAGGGUGAGGAUGGGAAGUGAGGAUGUCAAUAAGGUCAGGGUGAGGAUGGCCUUUACUGAGAUCAAGUCGCCUGGGAUAAGCAGUGGGGAAGCACCACUUCUGUGUUUACAAUGUAAAGUUCAGUAGAAUUUGGGAUGAACUGGGAGUGGAAGUGAGCAAGAAUUCCUAGGCUCAAGCAGGUUGGAGGAGUCAUUGAGGAGCUAUCAAUACAAAAGGAGGUUAGAGGGAAACAGAGUUUGGUCUAGGAGGAUGAAUCUCAUUUUAUAUCCUGAGUGCAGAGUUGCACAGAGAGAUUGAAGGCUGGCUUUCCCUGAAUGUUCUAGCCUUCAGGCCAUCACUUCCUAAUCCCAGCUGUGAUCCUGAGGGUUACCCAGAUGACUGUGAAACACUGGGCUCGUGAAUCCUGAGGUCUAGGAACACGACAGACAUGAGAGUGUAGCUGAGGGUUUGCUUACAUAGUUAGAACCCAGAGGUUUAUAACCUUGAGCAGAGGCGAAGAAGUGAGGGAAGGCCAUCAGCUUUCUGUGUUUACUCAUCAGCAAAGUCAGGGGGUAACACAUCCCUCUGGAAACAAGUUACUUUACUGUGAGCUUCAGAAGCCAUUAAAGUGCAAUUACCAUCCUCUGUGUUCCAGGCUAAGUGUGAGGGCUUCAGGCUCUCUCUCCAGAUGCCUUCUCCACAUAAACCCACACAAACACUAAGGGAUUUAGUCCUUGCAGAAAGGUUCAGCCUUUUGUGGUAGUUUCUGUGGUUGUUACUUGUUUUAAUUUGGUAGCAGCUAAGGAAGGCCAUCGUAGCAAAGACUAAGGGAGCAAACAAAGGGGUGGAAGUCACUCAGAGGAUUGAAAUGUUUGAAAAAUAAGAGGUGCUAUUGUUUUUUUCUCAAGCUCUGUAUAUGAAACCAGAGGCUUGUGGCUGUCAGCAGGAAGUGUGUAAAUGGAAGUGCUUUUUCCUUUCCUGUGACCCACAUCUUCCCCUAACCCCUUGUAGACCAGACUGGCUGCAAACUCAUGAUCCUCCUGCUUCUAUCUUUCAAAUGCUGGAAUUACAGGUGUGCACUAUCAUGCCCAGCUGUAUGCGUAUAUUCUUAUAUGUAUAGAAACUUGCAAAUUCUUUGGAAGACAAUAGGAAUCUUAUAAAAAGCACUUUGUUAAAAAAAAAUAACUGUAUUCUUCUUCCAGAUAAAUGUUCACUUAGUAAAUAGCACAUACAAUUGUCAAAGUAUUUUAUAAGUAGCUUAUUUUGGAGAUCAUCCUUAAAUAGUACUUAUUUAAUUACAGUUCUUCGUUAAAUGGGGAAAGGAGUUGUAUUUCCUUUAAAAAAAAAUUUUUUUUGGGCAGGGGCUUUUUGAG
Molecule: messenger RNA, 3571 nt
Organism: Nannospalax galili (Upper Galilee mountains blind mole rat)
Lineage: Eukaryota; Metazoa; Chordata; Mammalia; Rodentia; Spalacidae
Gene: Ccr5
Product: C-C motif chemokine receptor 5
Exons: 2
Coding region: 270-1334 (354 amino acids)
Biological process (GO): chemotaxis; G protein-coupled receptor signaling pathway; inflammatory response
Cellular component (GO): cytoplasm; membrane
Molecular function (GO): chemokine (C-C motif) ligand 5 binding; C-C chemokine receptor activity
Source: RefSeq, a predicted model, not a curated record